This is a messenger RNA of Cottoperca gobio, 1744 nucleotides long. RefSeq names its product putative gonadotropin-releasing hormone II receptor. Gene Ontology annotation, biological process: cellular response to hormone stimulus; G protein-coupled receptor signaling pathway. The record is from RefSeq and is a predicted model, not a curated record. Lineage: Eukaryota; Metazoa; Chordata; Actinopteri; Perciformes; Bovichtidae. Gene Ontology annotation, cellular component: plasma membrane. Gene Ontology annotation, molecular function: G protein-coupled receptor activity; protein-hormone receptor activity; peptide binding.
AUGCGCACUGGACGCACGGAUCGCAGAGGAGCUGGACGGCUCCAGGAGGUGUCGGUGAACAGGUGCCUUGCGAAACUUACAGCUGCAGCCUAUGACAAACACAAAGGGGCAUUACCAGGCUUCCGUCCUGCUGUGAUUUGUAAAUAGUUAGGGUCCCAGAAGUGCUCAAAGGGGCUUUCUCUCCGCUGCACAUGAACAUAUAUUUGGAAGACCUUUGCCCACUCCCUGACCCGUGACUUCUCCAUCUUGUUUGCCUCUUCUUGCUUCACUCUCAUUACCAGCACUGAUCUUCAUGGUGGAUGAGCAGGAUGUGGCUUCCUCUGCCAGCAUCAGAAAAUGAACGCCACUCUGUGUGACUCUGCAGCGACCAUGUUUCACCUGACAACAGACCACCAGCUGAACGCUAGCUACAACUGCUCCUCGCCCUCCUCCAAUUGGACAGUGGGGGGCGAUGCCUUGCAGCUGCCCACGUUCACCACAGCAGCCAAAGUCAGAGUGAUUUUCACGUGCAUUCUCUGCGGCAUAUCGGCCUUUUGCAACCUGGCUUUGCUGUGGGCGGCUCACAGCGACGGGAAACGCAAAUCCCAUGUCAGGGUGCUGAUAAUCAAUCUGACGGUGGCUGAUCUGCUGGUGACCUUCAUCGUGAUGCCUGUGGACGCCGUGUGGAACAUCACAGUCCAGUGGCUUGCUGGGGACUUUGCCUGCAGGCUUCUGAUGUUUCUUAAGCUGCAGGCGAUGUACUCAUGCGCCUUUGUCACCGUGGUGAUCAGUCUGGAUAGGCAGUCAGCCAUCCUCAACCCCCUGGCUAUCACUAAAGCCAGAAAGAGAAACCGAGUAAUGCUGACUGUGGCGUGGGGCAUGAGUGUUAUGCUGUCAGUCCCUCAGAUGUUCCUUUUUCACAACGUGACCAUCAUCCACCCCGAGGACUUCACUCAGUGUACCACACGUGGAAGUUUUGCCGCUCACUGGCAUGAAACGGCGUACAACAUGUUCACUUUCUGCUGCCUGUUCCUGCUGCCUCUGGUCAUCAUGAUCACCUGCUACACCAGGAUCUUCUGUGAGAUCUCCAAACGACUGAAAAGCGACAACGUGCCCUCCAAUGAAGUGCAUUUGCGGUGUUCGAAGAAUAACAUCCCCAGAGCCCGGAUGAGAACUCUUAAAAUGAGUAUUGUGAUCGUCUCGUCUUUCAUUGUCUGCUGGACGCCGUACUACCUGCUGGGCCUGUGGUACUGGUUCUUCCCCAACGACCUGGAGGGGAAGGUCUCCCACUCGCUGAGCCACAUCCUGUUCAUCUUUGGGCUCGUCAACGCCUGCCUGGACCCGCUCAUCUACGGCCUGUUCACCAUUCACUUCCGAAAGGGGCUCCGGAGGUUUUAUUGCAAAGCCAAAACGGCGUCCGACAAGGAGAACAACACGGUUCUAACUGGAUCUUUCCCUUGCGCCGCCAACUCUUUGCCACUGGAAAGAGCGGCGAGCCCCGUCAGCCAGGAGAGGUUCAUGUUGUGCAGCGAUGACCACAGCAAAGCUGAGACGAUGUCGGCGAAGAGCAGCUUUCUCACAGUAGACAAUGAUGCAGAGAGAGAUCCAAACCAGUCCAGCCCUGAAAGCAUCAUAUGAGGCUCUCUGACUGUCGGGUGUGUGGGCUACUGUAUUCCUACUGUAACACGCUUCUGUUAUAAAGGAAAGUUUAGUGCUCUGUACAUUGUAACAUGUGGUCAUUUUGAAUUAAAAGUAUUCACUGGGA